Ziziphus jujuba (common jujube) is the source of this 1864-nucleotide messenger RNA. Its product is annotated as proline dehydrogenase 2, mitochondrial. NCBI's taxonomy places the organism in Eukaryota, Viridiplantae, Streptophyta, Magnoliopsida, Rosales, Rhamnaceae. The transcript has 4 exons. Bases 157 to 1686 code for a protein of 509 amino acids. Gene Ontology annotation, molecular function: proline dehydrogenase activity; FAD binding. The record is from RefSeq and is a predicted model, not a curated record. Gene Ontology annotation, cellular component: mitochondrion.
AUAUAACCCCCUCUAAACCAAGGCAACAUCUCCACCAUCCAAAACAACCCAAAGAGCCAAGCCUUUUAUUUCCAUACCAAUUUUAAAAACAAAACACACACACACAAAUACACGUUUGAGAGCAGAAUCACCAUUGAGUUGUUCUGUCACCGUUUGAUGGCAAGCCUCGUUGCUCGGGCAAAGCUCCUGAAAAACCUCCGCCACUUCACCACCACCACCACCAGACCUCUCAACUCUUCUACCCCUUCCUCUUCAUCCUCUACCUCCGCCACCGCCGCCACGGCCUUCUCUGCCCUCAAUUUAGCUGGUGCUGCUGACACCAAAAUCGAACCCACCAUCACCACCACCACCACCACCACCAUCCCAAAAUCCACUUCCAUCUUGGAUUUCGACGACUUGGACAAGCUGUUCUCAUCGGUUUCUACGUCGAAACUGUUACGGGCCUCGGCUAACCUUUAUAUGGCCUCGGUGGAGCCCAUAGUUGACUUGGGCAUGUGGGUGAUGAGGUCAAAGUUAAUGGAGAAGCAAUUGGUGAAGGAUAUGGUAUUGGGGUUGAUCAAGCGCACGUUUUUCGAGCACUUCUGCGCCGGAGAAAAUACGGUGGAGGCCGGUAAUUCAGCUUUGAGGCUCAGAGAUGCAGGGCUUAGAGGGAUGCUGGAUUACGCUUUGGAAUUUGCAUGUGACAACGAGUCUUGUGAUCGAAACAUGGAAGGCUUCCUUACCACCAUCGAAUCCACCAAGUCUCUUCCACCUUCCAUUGUGAGCUUCGUGGUGGUGAAAAUCAGUGCAAUUUGCCCCUUGAGAUUACUGGAGCGUGUUAGUGACUUGCUAAGAUGGCAACACAAAAACCCUUCUUGCAGUCUUCCAUGGAAGCUCAAUACAUUCCCUAUUUUCUCUGAUUCAAGUCCAACAUAUCACACUCUCACAGAGCCACAACCUUUGACUCCAGAAGAAGAACGUGAUCUUCAAUUGGCACAUGAGAGACUACUCACACUGUGCCAAGAAUGCUUAGAAGCCAAUCUUCCUUUGUUGGUUGAUGCAGAGCACACAGCCGUACAACCUGCCAUUGAUUACUUAACGUAUUCUUCGGCCAUUAUGUACAACAAGGACAACAACCCAAUUGUGUAUGGAACAUUGCAGGCUUAUUUGAAAGAUGCCGGGGACAGACUGUUUUUGGCAACGAAAGCUGCAGAAAAAAUGGGGGUUCCAUUGGGGGUCAAAUUGGUGAGAGGAGCUUAUAUGUCUAGUGAAAGAGAGCUAGCUUCUUCACUGGGAUACGAAUCUCCCAUUCACAACACAAUUCAGGACACUCAUUCUAGCUUCAAUGACUGUGCUUCUUUCAUGCUUGAAAGACUCGCUAAUGGGUCUGAUGCAUUGGUUCUUGCAACCCAUAAUGUUCAAUCAGGGAAACUAGCAGCGGCAAAAGCACAUGAUUUGGGGAUUGGGAGGGUGAACCAGAAGCUUGAAUUUGCACAGCUUUAUGGAAUGGCAGAUUCUCUUUCCUAUGGUCUGGGCAAUGCAGGGUUUCAAGUUAGCAAAUAUAUGCCAUUUGGACCUAUAGAUGUUGUUAUGCCUUACCUCUUAAGGAGGGCCGAAGAGAAUAGGGGCAUGUUAUCUUCUUCGACUCUGGACAGAGAACUCAUGAGGAAGGAAUUGAAGAGGAGACUGAUUGCAGCGGUCCUCUAAGGGAAAACAUUACAUUAUCCCCACCAAUAAUAUUGUAAAUAUAGGGUAAGAUUUGUAUUUAUUAGUAAAUUUCUCUACUUAGGUAAGGAAUUGGAAGUUCCAGUUCUUUUUCCGUGUUCAUUAUCAUGUUUGGCUCUGUAUCUUGGCAAUAGAUCUAUCUUUUACUUUUUCGGCUUCA